AUGGCUCCCCACCGUCGAAGCCGCAUUGCCAGCCGGAGAAGGAGGGAGGACGAUGGCGACGAAGAAGGCUCCAUCGACGGGGAUUUGGAGGAUGAUUCUCUGAGCGAGGGAACCAUUUCAGCUCACGAGGAUGACGCCGACGAGGAAGGGAGUGAUAUGAGUGAGGACGACACAACCGGGCUGGUGGAAAGGUUAUCAACGAAUGGACAGGUACUGACGACGAAUGGCGACGAUCGUGAACAGCGUGAACAGCGUGAACAGCGUGGUGAACGUGGUCAGCAUCAACGCAGGGACGAAUCGAUUUCUCCAGCCAAGCCGGUCUUUGGCGCUACAGUGUCUGAUACUGAGGCUAUGAUGGAUGGGCUGAAGUUGUCCGAAGGAGCCGAAGGCGUCCAAGAAAUCCAUUUUGAUGACAUGAAGAUCGAGUUGGUCGCCACCCCAAAAUCCGCCAACAACAGGGGAUACAGGAGAGAAACAUUUGCGGAACGGAAGCGGCGCGAGCACGAUGAAUACAUUAAGGAGCGUGAUUCGAAUCCUGCCUUUGUGCCUACUCGUGGUAGAUUCUUCCUCCACGACAAGCGGAGUACGAAUUCCCCACCAAAUGGCUAUCCGCCGCCGCCGUCCUACAACAACAACAACUACAAUAAUAAUAAUAAUAAUACCAAACCCAAGACACACUCCCACGGCCUCAUUGUCGAUAGCAAUGCUACAAGGCGCCCUGCUCCGAAACCAGAUGUGACUGCGGGACAGUGGGCGCAUGAUCUACAUGACUCUGUUGCCCAAGACACACGCCCAAUCCCCCCUCCUCCCGCUACUGUGCCUAACCAUACCGCGUUCCACACUCCGCCUAGGCCCGUCCCCACAGCUCCUCGAUCAUCGCCGCCAAACCGCUCCUUUUCCAGCAGCGUACUCGUGGGAAAUGUUCCCGUCAUUGUUUUUCUUCCUGGAAUGAAAAAUCCCAUCCCCUACGCCGCUGUUCCGAAGAAACAACACACUCGACUCCCCCAGCAUCGACCUCCACUCCGUCGCGAUAAGCCUGUUAGGAUAUCCGUCCCAGGGCAACCACCCCGAUACAUUUUCCCGUCCACGGAGCGGUCAUUUAUCUUUAUUCCGAGAGCACUGAGGCCGAAUCAGCAAUUCCGUCAACGAGGGCGGGGAGGUUUCUAUGGUGGCGGUGGUAGGAGAACGAGUGUUUACGGAGGAAGCGUCUAUACGCCUAGCGUGGCAAUGAGCCGCAGAUCGUCAUUCGGGAGAGGAACUGAUGCCAUCACUUCCCCUGUCGGUUCGGCGAUCUCUCGUGUUGGCGGAAUGCCUGGUGAAGGCAGGAAGCCGGUAGUGCGACUACCCCCUUCAAUCAGACCUCCACUUGGAUCAGGAUUUGCUCCGCAACCCCCCGCAAUGGUCCCACAGAUGACAGCACCUCCCCUCCCUUCACAAUACCCAAUGCCUCCACCUCCGGAGUUCCGUGAAAACCGUCUACCACAGAACAUCCCCAUGCAUCAGCCUCGACCACAGAAAACAGUCUCAGUAGCCGACAUUGAAUCCCCCGUCAGUUUCCAAUAUAACCCGCCCCAGCAACAGCAGGAACAGCCUUUCCGUCAACAAGUUCCCCACCCCGUCAAUGGUGGGUUCAUACCUGAUAACAACGCGUAUGCCCCCCACGGGCGCCGUGCCUCCCACGCCUCCCAGCCCUCCGCAACGCCCCUAUCUCAAAUCCCCGAGCGCGCCAUCCACGCCCACCCAUUCCAACCAUAUCCCUACCAACCGCAAACAUACUACACGGAAGCGGGCUAUCAACCCGCGCCUAUGUUCUACCCCACCUCAAACCCGGAAUAUCCAACAUAUGCCACAACCGUGCGGCCAGGACCCCCACCAGCAACCUAUGCCGCCCAGCCACAGCAGAUGCCCUUUUCCGUGGGCCCUCCCCUCCCUCAUCAUCCGUCGCCGACCCACCAACACCCCGCCCCAGAUCAAGAACAAGCAUCAUCUGCUACUUUUGCACAUGAGCAAAACGGCACGGUGUAUUACUACGACACAUCGCAGUUUGCAAACUCCGCAUACCCGCCACAGCAGAAUCAGGCAUACUCUGCACCGCCGCCCCAACAGGGGGUCCCGCCCGGGGGUGUAGUGGGCAUGGGAGGGAUGAUGACGCCGCCUGGGACGACGUAUUAUUAUCCUCAGCCGCAGAAUGGGACGGUUUAUUAUACGUAA
This is a messenger RNA of Paracoccidioides brasiliensis Pb18, 2211 nucleotides long. RefSeq lists its product as uncharacterized. The record is from RefSeq and is a predicted model, not a curated record. Gene Ontology annotation, molecular function: mRNA binding. Gene Ontology annotation, cellular component: exon-exon junction complex. The transcript is spliced from 2 exons. Bases 1 to 2211 code for a protein of 736 amino acids. Gene Ontology annotation, biological process: mRNA processing.